UUAUGCAGCACUACUUUUGUAUACGUCCGACAAUUGUUUCUGGUCUCCUGGAAGAGUCUCUUUUAUUUAACUUACACGAACUUACUGCGUUAUCGCAAUAACCAUGGUUAUAGAUGGGGUUUAUAAUAACUUGUGUUUUAUUUGAAUCAUAAGGAGACGAACGGUUGCGUAUUUACUGGAUCUAUUUCUUUUGGAUGGCAGUGCUGCGCCCUUCUCUCUCACACUUCUAUGCUAGCCGCCAUCUUGAAUUUUAAUGAACAUUUUUGAAAAAAUGUGUUUCCUGUGAUAUUAUCAACUAGGGUGUCGUGUCAAAUAGUACUGCUUUGUGGAUAGGCGAUUCGUUGUGCGUGUGUCCGUGGAGGAAACGCCUGGUUCUAAUUUGUAGGUUCCUAUCUGAGAAUUGUUUCUAAAACUCGGAGACUAAAUGCAACUGGACCAGGGGGAUUGUGGGCAUGAAGUGGCUGGGCGAAUCCAAGAACAUGGUAUUAAAUGGCAGGCGACAAGGAAGCAAAUAUACCAGUGAGCAACCUGUGAGUCAGAGUCAGACUCGCUCUCAGCAUUCACAACGGGCAUCAUUGCGACCCAGCAAAAGCCACCCCAGCAACAGGAGAUGUAGCCGUAGGUUUUCAACAGCCAGCCUCGAAGCAGAGAGGCGCUAUGUUCCAUCAUCAGGAAUGACUGCAAAAGAGCUCUGUGAGAAUGAUGACUUGACUACAAGCCUCAUUCUCGACCCUUACCUGGGCUUUCAGACUCACAAGAUGAACACCAGGUUUCGGCCAAUCAAAGGGAGGCAAGAAGAGCUGAAGGAAAUUAUUGAGCGCUUCAAGAAACAUGACAACCUGGAGAGAGGCUUCAGAGCCCUGACAUCAGGAGACUGGUCAAGACACCAUUUUCUCCACAAGACAAAAGCUCAGGAGAAGCUCUUCAAGCAGCAUGUCUUUGUUUAUCUCCGAAUGUUUGCGACGGACAGCGGAUUUGAGAUUCUCCCCUGUAACCGAUAUUCAUCAGAACAAAAUGGAGCUAAAAUUGUGGCAACAAAGGAGUGGAAAAGAAAUGAUAAGAUGGAGUACCUGGUGGGAUGCAUCGCCGAGCUUUCAGAGAGCGAGGAGAACAUGCUACUUCGACACGGGGAGAAUGACUUCAGUGUCAUGUAUUCCACACGCAAGAACUGCGCCCAACUCUGGCUCGGCCCUGCUGCCUUCAUCAAUCAUGAUUGCCGGCCAAAUUGUAAGUUUGUGUCAACCGGCCGAGAUACAGCCUGUGUCAAAGUGCUAAGGGACAUAGAACCAGGCGAGGAAAUCUCGUGUUACUACGGAGAUGGUUUUUUUGGAGAAAACAAUGAGUAUUGUGAAUGCUAUACAUGCGAAAGACGAGGUACUGGUGCAUUCAAAUCUAAAGCUGGGUUACCAGUGGAAGUACCAGUGAUCAACAGCAAGUACGGGUUGCGGGAAACAGACAAGCGUCUCAACAGGCUGAAGAAGCUGGGCGAAGGGAGCAGGAGCUCCGACAGCCACUCGGUGGGCUCCCACACAGAUGUGGACUCUCAGGAAAUGCCAAAAAUGCAUCAAUCUGUAAGAAAAAGAAAUUCUCCAGGAAUGAAGUUCACUAAAACCAGGACUCAAACUAGACAGACUCUUUCAAGAGCUCUAUCAUCUACCUCACCUUCUAAACAAGGUCACAUAAACAAUAACAGGGUACCAAAGAGACUAAAAUCCCAAUCAAAGCCUUCGUUAAGUAAAGUCCAAUUAAGGAGUCGGCGGAGGAGUAGGGCGGAGCCUAAGGCGUUGGCCAAAGGAGAGACUUGCCGACUGGGUGUCAGGGACCCCAAAGUUUCGCUUUGUAAAAGCCUCAACGUUAAGAAGGAGAAGGACUCACAGGUGCUAGUGCAGCAGGCGAUGGGACAACGGGGCUGCUUGACCCGUCAUGCCGCCAAGGGGAGCAGUAACUUGCCAGGUGCACAAGGCUGUGAUGGCAGCCAGUCUUCUUAUGGAACUCGCAGGUCCACUAGAACCAUGGUAAAAGCCCAGGAAUCUGCAACGGGAGUCAAGCUGGAGCCCAGUGCUCUGGAGGGCUUCGAACCAGUCCCUGGUGGUGUGGUCAUUAAGUCGGAGCCUGCUGACAUGGAGGAGUACCUCCACCAUGGGCUGGGCCUGGAGCAAGCCGUGCUCGAGACUGGCUACGCAAAGAGAAGUUCCUGCAGUGCACGCAAGCGGCCCUCGUCGCACAUGCCGGAAAGGACAAUUAAAUGCGAGGACUCGUACGGAGAUGCGUUGAUGUCAGUGGGAGCCACUGCCCACACCGCUAACUUCACAGACUGCAGCAACGUCCGACUGUCCUUCGCAGACCGACACCGAGAUUACAACGGUGUCGGCAAAAGCAGCAAGUCCCAGCGCAGGGAAAAGGGCAAGAGCAGCUGCCGAUCGCAGAGCAAAGGGAAGAAGAAGCGCCAGAUCACCCGCUACGACGCCCAGCUCAUCCUGGAGAACAACACGGGCAUCCCCAAGCUGACCCUCCGCAGGCGGAGGGACAGCAGCAGUAGCAAGAACAACGACCCGAGCGAGGCCAUCGGCUCGUCCGGCUCAGGCGUCAACCCCGCGUCUUCCAACAAGAUCAGCAUUAAGUUCAGCAAGGACCACGACAAGGACAAGGGCAGCUCGUACGUGGCGAAGUUGAACAAUGGCUAUACGCCCGGGGUCCACAACAGCUCCACAAAGCUCAAGAUCCAGCUGAAGCGGGAGGACGACCCCCGGAGGACAUCGCAGUCCAAGUCGGAGCACAUCUCUUACAACGGCGACACGGGGCAGAGUCUAGAGGUCCGCGGCGGCGGUCAUCGGACCCAAACGGCGAUGGCGGAAUCUUCAUCAGAGGAAGAAGACGACGAUGACGAUGACGACGACGACGACGAUGAGGAAGAAGAUGAUGAUGAUGAUGAGGACGAUUACUUUGAUAAUGAGUUCGAGGACGAUUUCAUUCCACUCCCGCCUGCAAAGCGCCUGCGGCUCAUUGUGGGAACAGACUCCAUAGACAUCGAUAUCUCCUCCAGGAGGAGGGAGGAUCAGUCUCUUAGGCUCAAUGCAUAAGCUGUGGAGCUCAUUCCUCCACCCUUCAUGUAAAUAAAGAACCAUCACUCACUAAUCAACUGUUGUGUUGAUGUAAAAGAAGUACAGUAAUUAAACAAAAUAAGUUGCUGAGAAUUAAAUAUCUAAAUCAACUGAGAAAAAAAAAAAGGGGUCUAUUAACCUAAAACAAAUUCUUUGGUUAUUCACGUCACUUCUGUUCAUAGAGUACAUCAAGAGUUUGUUUUACGUUCAAUUCGUCCCUUGCACUUGAUAAUGUAGAAAGUGUACAGUAAUGGUGACUAUACCGUCUGUCAGGGUUGGCAGAAAUCUGUUCCCCCUUUAUUUUUAGAGUUUGUCUAUUAGUUUGUAUUUGUGUGACACGCCAUCCUUAAUGUAUGGUCUGUGUCGAAGCAUUAUUAUGAUCACUUGGUUCAUUUGGUAGUACGUGCCAUGUUUGCAUUGCUCUGUUCGAUUCCCAGGUAAAGAACCAUUUAAAUUCCAUCACCGCAUUAAUGUAAUGUAAUUUACUGUGUAAGUUCAACAUGUGUAUGCAAUAGAGUUCCAUCGACAAGGAACCUCUUUUAGAAUACUUGUCGACCAUUCAUGUAAACACAGUUGUAGAGCAUUGUUAACGGAGAUUAAAUUUUCUUGAUUCAUGAUCUAAAACAUUAAAGGGGGAUGAAACUCAAUUUAUUUUAGCAGACUAUUCAUGACAAUCUAAUAAUUAAACUUUUUGCGGGGGGCAGCGGGGUGGAGGAAAUCAGGAUAUCCUUGUGUACCCUGAAAUACAAAAAACUGGGCUUUAUUACAUGGACCUUAAAGAUGACAAUGUCAAUCUACAAUAGCUCAUAACCAUUUAUUGGAGAGGGUUAAGAGAAAAGCAUUUUCAGUCAGUUUCAUCCUUCUUUUAAAAAUGUCUUGCAGUUAUGAUGCAAUGAAAUUAUGCUGAUUUUAAACAAUACAUCUUAUUUUUUUAUGUUCUACCUUGAGUAAAUUCCAUUGCUAUCAAAUAUUGCUAGAUUGUAGUGUAUAGUUUUCAUAUGUCAACUCCGGCUAUGGCAUUCACAUUGAGAUGGACCAAUGUUUUAAUUACUGGUUCUCCAUCUGGGAGCUACUGUAUAAUGAUAUCAUGGUACAGUAGUUAAACACUAAUCAUUCAAAUAGUCAAAACAUGAUUGCAAACAGUCCGUUUUUUCUUCUUCCAUACUUGUCAUCCAGAAACCAUAUGAAUAAUGUACAGAAAGACACGCUCAUGUUCCAGGACUUCCAUUCUAAUCCUAUCUCGGACAGUCAAUUCGUAAUCAGACUUGAAAUGAAGUUGAGGACUUGCAUAAGCACCUGUAUUUCCUGUUGUGAAAAGUGCUAGUUAUAUGGCUCAUUUGCCAAUUAUUUUUGUGUUGCAAGAUUUGUAAAAUCUACUUGCAAGAUUUAGUCGAAUGGAUUAGUUAUUGGCAAUAUAUCGCAAGUUAUCGUAUUGUUUAGUCAAAGACCCCUAGUUUUUUUGUCAAGAGCAAAUAAGAGUUAAUAAUUAAAAUCUGGAGACCCCCCCCCCCCCACCUGUUAUAGUUGUUAGAUUCCAGCAGUCUUUCUGUACAUUAUUUCCCCGGUAGUAAAAGUAAACAACUGCCAAAUAGAUCAAGGGAUCAACCAAGGUAAAUGUUAACCCACUGUUUUCUUUCUUUCAUUUUCUUGUUAUGUACUGUUCAUAGCACCAGCAGCUGUUCACAUUUCUGAAUCUGGCUCGAUAUGUCCUUGUUCUUCUGUGGACGUCUCCAUUCUACACUGUAUACUGUUCCAGGUGUACUGUCUGUGUGGUCUGUGUCUGUCCACUAGACAGCUGUCAAGAUUUCCUAUUGAGUUUAAAAACAAACAAAAAAAACAACACAAAAACAAAUGUGAAUAGUAUGAUGACAUUUUAGAGUGUUGCGUGGGUAGUGGGGACAUGUUAAGAGAAUUAAAAAUGGGCAGUGAUUAUAUUGUCCGUUAUGUAAAUCUUGUGAACACAUCUUGUACUUAUUUAACAAUUUUGAAUACUUGAAAACUAUAUAAAGUUUCUUUGUGACUCUUA
Molecule: messenger RNA, 5127 nt
Organism: Gadus morhua (Atlantic cod)
Lineage: Eukaryota; Metazoa; Chordata; Actinopteri; Gadiformes; Gadidae
Gene: kmt5b
Product: lysine methyltransferase 5B
Exons: 10
Coding region: 453-3080 (875 amino acids)
Cellular component (GO): nucleus
Molecular function (GO): protein binding; histone H4K20 methyltransferase activity
Source: RefSeq, a predicted model, not a curated record